Rhizophagus irregularis DAOM 181602=DAOM 197198 is the source of this 927-nucleotide messenger RNA. Lineage: Eukaryota; Fungi; Glomeromycota; Glomeromycetes; Glomerales; Glomeraceae. The record is from RefSeq and is a predicted model, not a curated record.
AUGAAACGAACCAAACCUAAUCCUGACGUUGAGUGUGACGAAGAAAUUGAUAAAAGACUAAAGAAUGUUGACCCAAAAAUGAUUGAAAUGAUACAAAAUGAAAUCAUGGAACAAUCUCCAAAUAUUACCUGGGAUGAUAUUGCUGGACUAGAACACGCGAAAAAAACAAUUCAAGAGGCUGUAACAUGGCCAUUAUUAAGACCUGACAUUUUUACAGGAUUGAGAAGCCCACCUAAAGGGUUAUUAUUAUUCGGUCCUCCAGGAACGGGGAAGACUUUAAUCGGGAAGUGUAUUGCUAGUUCCUCAUCAUUGACUUCAAAGUGGGUUGGAGAUGGUGAAAAAAUGGUUCGAGCUUUAUUCUCUGUGGCACGAGUAAAUCAACCUGCUGUGGUUUUCGUAGAUGAGAUUGAUUCUUUAUUAACUCAAAGAACCGAUGGAGAAUAUGAAGCAUCAAGGAGAAUCAAAACAGAAUUUCUCGUUCAAUUUGACGGAGUUAAAACUGCAAGUUUAGAGGAAGAUAGAAUUCUUCUUGUUGGUGCAACAAAUAGACCGCAAGAAAUUGACGAAGCUGCACGGCGUCGAUUUCGUAAGAGACUUUAUAUCCCUUUACCAGAACAUGAAGGUAGAUUUGCAAUUGUAAAGAAUUUGUUGUCGAAACAAAAACAUUCUUUAACAGAUGAGCAAAUCCAUGAAAUUUGUAAGAAGACAGAAGGAUAUUCCGGAUCAGACAUGGAUGGACUUUGUCGAGAAGCCGCAUUAGGACCUAUACGUGUCAUAGGUGAUAUUAGAACUAUUUCAGCUGACGAUGUCCGUUCAAUAAAUUACUCCGACUUUCUAGAUGCGUUAACUCAAGUUCGAGCAAGUGUUAGUGAUCGUGAUUUGGAACUAUAUAAUAAAUGGAAUUUAGAAUAUGGCAGCUUAUCAUGA